Molecule: messenger RNA, 3283 nt
Organism: Homo sapiens (human)
Lineage: Eukaryota; Metazoa; Chordata; Mammalia; Primates; Hominidae
Gene: LHB
Product: luteinizing hormone subunit beta
Exons: 2
Coding region: 2722-3195 (157 amino acids)
Biological process (GO): signaling; cell communication
Cellular component (GO): extracellular region
Molecular function (GO): hormone activity
Source: RefSeq, a predicted model, not a curated record
AGGCCAGGCCAGAAGGACCAGGGACUACAAACUCACCUUCAGGGCUCCUAAGCUGCUGCGGAGCUAGACGGCGGGCUGUGGGUGGGGAGGAGACUAGAAUAUUCUGAGACGGGGUCAGGUGGGAGUUGGGAGAGGUAACUUGGAGUUGCUGCCCAAGAUGCAGCUCAGCUCCAGUGGCCACACCAAGACGGUUUAAGACAGAGCGGAACCAGGGAGGUUGUUUUUGGUGGCUGGGGGCUUGGGUUUGAGUUCCUUGAACAGCAGAAGGUGCUUGGAUUUAGGGAGGUGAGGCUGGGAAGGGUUCGGGUAUGAGAAAGGAAGCUGAAGUUCCCUGGCGUGGGUGGCAGGAAGGGCUCUAACCCUGGGGCGGGGUGUGAGGGCCGUGGCCGUCAUGGCUGUCGAGGCCGAAGGAGAGGGAUUCUGAACUCGGGACCCAGGGCUUGGGAUGGGGUAUGAAAUCUAUGUCUUGGGUAUGCCUCCUCCCCCAAUCUUGCUCAGGCUCUAAUUGCCUGGACGAAGAACCCCGAGCUGUCUGGCCGGCCUUUCACAGUAUCCGACCGGGGCGUCCUGGACCGCCGCCAGCUCUAUCUGACCACCUCGGCGCGGGACUUUCGGUUCUAUCCCAAGUAAGCCGGGCUCUCGCUCGGCACCGCCUCCUGCACAGCCCCCGCCGUGGCCGGUGCACGCCGAGCCCCUGGGCUGGCUCCCAUUCCCUGAGCCGGUGGUCUCAGCCUCGACUUCUGUAGCAGCAAGAACCAAAGUUCAGGCCUCAGCCCCUCCCUUUUUUUUUUAAGCACCCAGGAGUCCUUAGUGUCACCUCUCAGGAACCGCGGUAGGGACAGGAAGCCUGCACAGCGGCUCGAGGGGAUUCCGGAUCUGAGGGCAGGGCCUCCUUCGGUACUUGAGCCCCCAGAUACUCCUUCCCAAGGAAGCGAAAGUCCCCUUUUACUUCCCUAGGAUGCGAAAGCUCAGUUUCCAGGACGUUAAGUACCUCGAGGACCCAGGAACGCAGGCAACGCGUGCCGGGUCGCGUCCUUCCUAAGGGGUGCUCGCCUGGAAAUGCAGGAGUUUGAAUGUGCAGACUCCUUAGAUCCCGAGGUCUGAAACUCGUCCCCAAGGAUCCAGCUGUAUCCUCACCAUCCCGCCCUGCUCCCACAGGACGGAGCUGUCCGGAUACCCCCGCAAGGACUCCCUGACCUACUGGAGCUUCGAAGAGACGCCCCAGGUCUGGAGCCACGGCCCGCAGCGGCCGCCCUGUCCGCGCUCCUCCCGGCCGCCCCGACCACCGCGGGUCCGCGUGCCGCGCGUCAGCCCGGUGACCUCGGCCAUGCCGCACCGGGGAGCCCUGUCUCUGGCUCAGGAGUCCUACAGCCCCCUGCUGCACCCGCUCCGGCGGCUCGACCGCUUCUGCCCGCUGGAGGCGCCCUGGGGCGGCCCGCACUGGAAGCCCCUGCGGGGCAUCUACAGCGUGCCGAAAGCCUACAGUACCGAGAACUCCAGCUAUGGCAGCUUGAAGCCGGCGCUGGUGUGAGCCGUCAGGGCCAGCCCCACCCCAGACCCGCCCCCAGGGCCGCGCUGCCGAGCGGAGCUCGGGACCUCCGCUCACUAGGAAGGGUUCCGGACCCAGCCUGAGUCGCACUCAUUACGUCUAUUGGCAACGUGGGGGCGGGACUAGCCCAGACACCCACUCAGCUGCGGCAUCACGGAGAGGGGACUAAGUCCAGAUAAUGUCCUUGCAGGCUGUGGCCCCGGGGGCAAGACACGCACCCUGCGGGCGUAUUAAAUAAUGAGUUAAAUCACCUGAACCACACCCACUUCCGGGGACGCUCCGGGCAUCCUGGCUUGAGGGUAGGGUGGGCGGAGGUCCCUAAGGGAGAGGUGGGGCUCGGGCUUAAUCCCUCCUUGGGGGCAUCUGGGUCAAGUGGCUUCCCUGGCAGCACAGUCACGGGGAGACCCUCUCUCACUGGGCAGAAGCUAAGUCCGAAGCAGCGCCCCUCCUGUUAGGUUGGACUGUGGUGCAGGAAAGCCUCAAGUGGAGGGUUGAGGCUUCAGUCCAGCACCUUUCUCGGGUCAUGGCCUCCUCCUGGCUCCCAAGACCCCACAAUUGGCAGAGGCAGGCCUUCCUACACCCUACUCCCUGUGCCUCCAGGCUCGACUAGUCCCUAGCACUCGACAACUGGGUCUCUGAGGUCACUUCACCGUGGUCUCUGCCUCACCUCUGGCGCUAGACCACUGAGGGGAGAGGGCUGGGGCGCUCUGCUGAGCCACUCCUGCGCCUCCCUGGCCAUGUGCACCUCUCGCCCCCGGGGGGAUUAGUGUCCAGGUUACCCCAGCAUCCUAUCACCUCCUGGUGGCCUUGCCGCCCCCACAACCCCGAGGUAUAUAGCCAGAUACACGAGGCAGGGGAUGCACCAAGGAUGGAGAUGCUCCAGGUAAGACUACAGGGCCCCUGGGCACCUUCCACCUCCUUCCAGGCCAUCACUGGCAUGAGAAGGGGCAGACCCGUGUGAGCUGUGGAAGGAGGCCUCUUUCUGGAGGGGCAUGACCCCCAGUAAGCUUCAGGUGGGGCAGUUCCUGAGGGUGGGGAUCUGAAAUGUUGGGGCAUCUCAGGUCCUCUGGGCUGUGGGGUGGGCUCUGAAAGGCAGGUGUCCGGGUGGUGGGUCCUGAAUAGGAGAUGCCGGGAAGGGUCUCUGGGUCUUUGUGGGUGGUGUACCACGCGGGAUGGGAAGGCCAGGACUCGGGGCUGCGGUCUCAGACCUGGGUGAAGCAGUGUCCUUGUCCCAGGGGCUGCUGCUGUUGCUGCUGCUGAGCAUGGGCGGGGCAUGGGCAUCCAGGGAGCCGCUUCGGCCAUGGUGCCACCCCAUCAAUGCCAUCCUGGCUGUCGAGAAGGAGGGCUGCCCAGUGUGCAUCACCGUCAACACCACCAUCUGUGCCGGCUACUGCCCCACCAUGAUGCGCGUGCUGCAGGCGGUCCUGCCGCCCCUGCCUCAGGUGGUGUGCACCUACCGUGAUGUGCGCUUCGAGUCCAUCCGGCUCCCUGGCUGCCCGCGUGGUGUGGACCCCGUGGUCUCCUUCCCUGUGGCUCUCAGCUGUCGCUGUGGACCCUGCCGCCGCAGCACCUCUGACUGUGGGGGUCCCAAAGACCACCCCUUGACCUGUGACCACCCCCAACUCUCAGGCCUCCUCUUCCUCUAAAGACCCUCCCCGCAGCCUUCCAAGUCCAUCCCGACUCCUGGAGCCCUGACACCCCGAUCCUCCCACAAUAAAGGCUUCUCAAUCCGCA